AUGGAAGAUGCCUCAACAACUGUAGCAGCAGCAGUGACAGCGUUGGCUGCCCCUUCCCCUGCCACUCUGGUCUUGACGUCGGCUCCAGUGUCCCCCGCGUCGGUCAUCGAGGUUGAGGACACCGUGGUUGUCAUCGACGACUGCCCUUCCCCGCUUCCCGGAAGCCCAGAUUCGGCCCCCUUCGAUCUGAAUUCGGUUUGUGCCGAGAGCGGUGACGCGCAGGGGUCUGUCCAUCCACCGCAGGAGGCUCUGUCAUUGCCGCCGUCAUUAAAGAUGGCUGCCAGUCCGUCGGCACACAGUACGGAGACCGGCUACGAGUCUGCAUUGUCCCCGCUGAGUGACUGCAGCUUCCGGGAGGACAGCCUCUUCGACGAUUCUCCUCCUUGGGUGGACCCCCUGUCGGAACUGUUCCCGGCAUUGGAUUCCAGUGAUCCUGGCUACACGCUCCGCCUGGUCCAAGAGGCCUCUCUGGACCUCAAGCCCCGGCCGAGCGAGGAGGACCUCCCACGGCUCCCUACACUGCGGCGGGGCAAGAUGUUCUCUCGUGCGACGUUGGUGAUCGAGGAUGUCUUGGGUCGUAAGCGGACUACCUUGACAAGGGCUGUGGCUCCCAGCUCGGUUUGCCACGCCGUGUUCUGCCGCAAAAUCUUCAACACGUAUACCUCGCCUGCAGUAGUGGUCAGGGAGUGGUUGCCUCCGCUGCUGACGCCCCUCAGCAUAUGGCUCAUUGCGUUCUUGGUGUUAUCGGCCGGCGCCCUGGCGGUGAUGGUGCUGCCGGCGUUCCCGUACAUCGCGUGGCCCCCUUGCCACGAGCCCCGGUACUUCGAUUACGCCCACGAGAUGGCGCUCUCCCUGAAUACCACGGUCCAGCCCUGCGACGACUUCUACGGCUACGUGUGUGGCGGCUUCGCGGAGCAGCACCCGCAACACGCCAACUUCCUAUCGAUUCUCGACACCCGGCUGGCUCUAGUUCGCGCCAGGUUGCUCAACGGCGCUGCCGACGGGUUCGAAGAGACGUUCGUGAGGCGCGCCGUGGAAGCCUUUCGUCUCUGCGUCGACGAGUACCGCAGCGGUCGCGAAGACGGUCUUUACCAGCUACGUGAUUUUACGCACUCGAUUGGCAUCCACUGGAGAAAGACGCCGGUGGCCUUCACCAGCUUCACUCUGCUCGGCGUCCUGUUCAAGCUUUCCCUGCGCUACGGCAUCCCGCUGCUGCUGAACGCGCGUUUGCGGGCGUGGCUGAGCGCAGACAGUCCGUCGACACUUAGGGCGGGGCUGCAGUUGGACUUCGAGCCGACCGACCCUCCGCUGGUGGAGCGCACUGCGGCGAGUGUCGAGGACGUGCUGCGUGCCGUGGCCCACAACAGCACCAUGCUGCGCUUCAAGAGCAUCGCGGCCGAUGUGCGCCGUGCCAUGGACGAGCUUCACAAGCGCCUUGAAGCGGCUACGGUGCCGUCCGGAGAGCUGCUGUUCGUCAAGGUCCCAAAAAUCGAGUCGCUACUGCCGUUCAUAAAGCCAGCGCACUUUGAGAUACUGGUCAACCACUUCCUCGGAGCUCCUAACAAGUACAGUAUGUCCAGUGAGGUCGUCAGCGCCACGGCUUCACUGGUGCACGAGUUGGCCGUCUUCGUGAACGAGGAGGCUCCGACGGGCCGUGCCCUAAACCUGAUUCGGUACCUGCUGUUCGAGCGCCUCGUGCCGGUGGCCACCUCGCGCCUGGAGGAGGCGCUCGACCUGGAACCAGGCGACGCGUCGAAGCUUCGCAUUCGCGCCUGCAUGGACGCCGUGCGCCGCGUCGAGCCCAGGACGUGGCAGUUUCUCACAUUGCAGGAGGUUCUCUCCAAACGGCGCGUUACCCAAUCUACGCGCGUCGUGUCGGCGGUGCUUAACGCGACUCUGAACGAGUACGCCCGGUGGCAGGACAACGUGACGCUGGCGCGCACCCACGCUCGGCUGCAGCUGCUGCGCGCCGAGAACAGCUUGACGCCGCUGCUGUCGGUUGCCGAUGCGAACCGGCGGUACAAGCACGUGGCCGCUGCGAACAACGGGACCUCGUUCUUCAAGUGGUUCACCAGCUCGCUGCGCAAUGGCGCCGAGCUUGCGAAGUCCGCCAGUGUCGACACUCUCCGCGACGCUGACGAUCUACGCCAGUUGGACGCCCUUCGGCUCUUCAGAGUGCACGUGGACCCGCUGGAUCCUGUGGUGCGCGUGUCUCCCGGCGCCAUGUUCGGCCCGUUCAUGGUGGACGACGACGUGCCACCGGACGGUGUGAACAUGGGCGCCCUCGGCUCCACGGUGGGGGCCCUGGUUGCCGCCUUCAUGGACCCCGUGCGUGGACCGCUCGACGGAGUGAGCAGGAUGAGGCCCAAGUACGAGAAGGCCACUGCCUCUAAGUACGACAAGGCGCUCGACUGUCUCGCGUCCAGGCGCUCCAAAAAUGGGCCUUCGAUUGUCGACAAAGAAGAGGCAUCACCGGUCCUGAUAGACCAGCUGGGCGUGCGGAUCGCUUACGGUGCCUUCAGGGCAAUGCUCAACGCCAGCAGCACCAAGGCCGGGGACUCGGCGCUUAUGGCCCGGCUGUCUCAUCUGCUGGGCAGCGUGCAGCGAACCUUCUUCGCGGCCCACUGCUUCCAGUUCUGCGAGCACGAGGCGCCUAAUAUGGCGGGACACGCCACGUCGGGUCGUUUCCGUUGCAACGCCGUUCUCAGAGACGUCGAGGCCUUCUGGACGGCCUUCAAGUGCCCCGUGGGAAGCUCCAUGCGGCCCGCGCAUGCGUGCGCGAUCUGAACAACGCCGUGUUUCUCUGUGCAUUUCUCUUUACCAAAUUUGUUAUAGUAUAUUUGCAUUGGUAAUAGAUCUGUUUGUCUCUCCAG
Molecule: messenger RNA, 2873 nt
Organism: Rhipicephalus sanguineus (brown dog tick)
Lineage: Eukaryota; Metazoa; Arthropoda; Arachnida; Ixodida; Ixodidae
Product: endothelin-converting enzyme-like 1
Exons: 12
Coding region: 1-2787 (928 amino acids)
Biological process (GO): protein processing
Cellular component (GO): plasma membrane
Molecular function (GO): metalloendopeptidase activity
Source: RefSeq, a predicted model, not a curated record